AGAAUGACGAGUGACCUGGAGAGAUUGAAUUCCGAUUGAUUUUUCUUACACAUUGCAUAAUUUGGUAAGCAGUUAUGUUGGUUAGUGCGUGAACAUGCAUGAACUGUCAGCGACCCUUGUUAACGUGACAAAAUACUGUGCUGCAUGCAACAAAGACAAACUGUGCCGAGUUUAGCAAAUCUCCCGAGGAAUAUAUUUUUAAGUCUUAGAAUAUUACGUAAUCGUUCUGGAUAAUCAUGAUGUGGUGACCUUGAGUGGUGACAGAAUGAUGUGGUGAACUCUGACACGGUGAACUUUGAUGUGAGGAAUUUUGUGGUGACUGAUUUGGUGUCUUUGAUCAAGUUGAUGAGGUGAACAUUUUGUGAAUCCUUUGCAGUGACUGAUGUUUUGACUCUAAUGUGGUGAACUUUUAUGUGGUGACUACUAAGGAUAAUUGAUUUGGUAACUGAUUUGUUGAAGUUUUAUUGUGGUUUCUUUGGCGUGGACAACUUGUUUACAGUGAUGGUGUCAACAGAUCUCAUGUGUUACCAGGGAGGUGUCAUGGGGUGGUACCUCUAUGUUGUGACUGUGGCGGUGCCUCUAAUACAGGCGGUAGAGGACACCUGUCAGACCAACUACACGUACCACGUGGUGAACACUAACCUGCUGUGUGGCUGCUGUGCUCCAGGGUUUUACAAGGAAGAAGACUGCCAGGAGUCGAGUAAAUCGGCCCGGUGUAAGGCCUGCCCCUCAAGUCACUUCAGUCUGUACCCUAACCAGGCCACCAGCUGUCAGCCCUGCUCCACCUCCUGUCCGCGGCGUAAUUCUGAGAUCGUCAGUAACUGCACCACCCUGUCUGAUAUCCAGUGUCAGUGCCGGGAGGGAUUCUACCUGAAGUUACGAUCCCCCACAGAGGGACUGUGUGUUCUAUACUCCAAAUGUCAGCCAGGAUUCUACGUACAAAAGCUAGGAACGUCAACAGAGGACACAGAUUGUAUGUCAUGUCCAGAGGGGACGUACCAGGACAGUGAGAAUCUAGAUACCCAGUGUAAGAACUGUAGCAGGUGCCCUGACCCCUCCACAGAGACCCAAUGGUGUACCAGUCAGUCAGACACACAGUGCAAUGAUAAACCCACAUUUCAGUCUGAGAGGGAGAAAGAGACCACACCCCCUGGGGUGAUUGGCGGGGCUAUUGUGGGUGUGCUGGUGGCGCUGGUGUUGAUGGUGGUAGUGGUGCUGAUCUGCCACAGGAAAAGUCACUGUUUGCCAUGUCUGAAGAUCACUGGGACAGAAAGAUGCAACGAGGGUGAGAUGCAGGACAUGGGCACAACAAAUGGACACACCUCUGUAGACCCAGGAGAACAAAAGGGGGUCACAACAUUAGCAGUAAAUGGGCAGUAUUCACUAAUUACUCCCAAUACAAUGGACUCUCCCCAGAGAGAUAAGAAGCCAGUGAGCCGCCGAGUGUUGGUUGAGAGAGGCUGGGGAGAUCUCUGUCUAUUACUACAAAAAGAACUUCCCAUCGCGGACUGGAAGUUUGUAAUCAGAGAACUCUUUGCUACCGUGGGGAAAUCAGCGGACCGUGUCCUGGAGGAACACGAGGCCAAUCAUCCGCGGAACGUGAGGGAACAGAUCUACUGCUGCCUUCAGAGCUUCAGUCAACAGACAGACCUGUGUUCCUUUGAUCUUCAGAGACUUUCCGACAUUUUAUGUCACCACGAUCAUAUCGAACUUGCAGAGAAAAUUCAGGACGACAAUCGGUUUAGUCCAUUGUUUCCUAACAGGUUAUCAGACAGCAGUUGUACUGACUUUGGUAGUGUUACCAGAACUCAGUGAUAUCAGCCAUAUCAUUAUAGAUAUGCAUAAAAAGAAUUAUUUUUAUGACAGAAAUGUACAUUUUAUCAAAGGAUUUGUCAUUGUAUACUAUAUUAUACUGUAGACGUACUUUUUUCCGCAGGGUCAUAAUUCCGUGGAAUUUCAAUUUCCAUUUAAUCAGCGGGUAGAAAAUUACGCGGAUUUUCUUGACUGUCACCAUAUGCCUUACAUUUAUAUUAAGUACGCUUGGACUAAUUUCCAUGGAUUAUCUGUGACCACAUACAUAGCUUGAAUUAAUACCACGCAGAAAAAAGUACUUCUACAGUACCCUCAACUGGAAGAACUCAGUGUUGUUUUCUUUUCACAAUUAAGGUAUAUGCAUUCAUCUGCUGCCUGCAGACAAUCUUCUUUUUUUAGCUCACCUGAGCCGAAGGCUCAAGUGAGCUUUUCUGAUCACAUUUUGUCCGUCGUCCGUCCGUCUGUCCGUCCGUCCGUCUGUAAACUUUUCACAUUUUCGACUUCUUCUCAAGAACCAAUGGGCCAAUUUUAACCAAACUUGGUACAAAGCAUCCUUGGGUGAAGGGGAGUUUAAAUUGUUAAAUUGAAGGGCCAAGUCCCCUUACAAGGGGAGAUAAUCAAGAAAAGUCAAAAAUAGGGUGGGGUCACUAAAAAAUCUUCUUCUCAAGAACCACUGGGCCAGGAAAGCUGAAUUUUAUGUGGGAGCAUACUUGGGUAGUACAGAUAUUAAAUUGUUAAAAUCAUGACCCCCGGGGGUAGGGCGGGGCCACAAUAGGGAAUCCAAGUUUUACAUAGAAAUAUAUAGAACAAAUCUUUAAAAAUCUUCUUCUCAAGAACCACUGGGCCAGGAAAGCUGAAACUUAUGUGGAAGCAUCCUUUGGUAGUGUAGAUAUUAAAUUGUUAAAAUCAUGACCCCCGGGGGUAGGGCGGGGCCACAAUAGGGAAUUCCAAGUUUUACGUAGAAAAAUAUAGAACAAAUCUUUAAAAAUCUUCUUCUCAAGAAACACGGGGCCAGGAAAGCUGAAACUUAUGUGGAAGCAUCCUUGGGUAGUGUAGAUUCUAAAGUUUUAAAAUAAAAAAGGGAAGGGGGUUGUUGGGCAUGAUAGGUAUAGCAAGAGGGGGAAUCUGGUAAAGAUCUGCAUCACCCAAAUUACUCAGGUGAGCGAUGUGGCCCAUGGGCCUCUUGUUUUUGAAAUGUAACAAUCUUUUUUUAUUUUGAACUGUAAGAUUCUGAUACAUUAUUUAUGAUACUGCUAAUAGUAAUGAUUCUAUGAUGGAAGAGUACAGUUAUGUACAACACAUGUACAUAUUUUCAAACGCUUUAAAGGUCUGCAAGCCAUUGUUGUAAUAGUUCAUGCAUUUUAAGUAGGAUUACACUAAUUAAUAAUGGAAAAUAUGAUAGAUACCAGGUAUUUUAAAAAGUUCAUUCAGUAAU
This is a messenger RNA of Saccostrea cuccullata (small rock oyster), 3247 nucleotides long. Its product is annotated as tumor necrosis factor receptor superfamily member 5-like. Gene Ontology annotation, molecular function: protein binding. The transcript has 8 exons. Bases 502 to 1815 code for a protein of 437 amino acids. Lineage: Eukaryota; Metazoa; Mollusca; Bivalvia; Ostreida; Ostreidae. The record is from RefSeq and is a predicted model, not a curated record.